AUGUCUUUCCAGGAUCGAGCCCAGCAACAGAUCUCUCAGAUCGAUAAGGAGCUUUCCAAGUACCCCGCCCUCAACAGCUUUGAAAAACAGACCAAUGUUCCCAAAGUCUACGCCUUCCUCGGCCUCGUUGGCCUCUACUUCUUCCUAGUCUUCUUCAAUAUCGGGGGCGAAUUUCUUGUGAACUUUGCGGGCUUCAUCAUUCCCGGCUACUAUUCCUUGGAUGCGCUCUUUAGUACCAGCAAGGUUGACGACACCCAAUGGUUGACGUACUGGGUUGUCUAUGCCUUCCUCACCGUUCUUGAGAGCGUGGUCAAUGCAGUCUACUGGUUCCCAUUCUACUAUGUCUUCAAGUUCAUCCUGAUCCUUUGGAUGGCCCUUCCCAUCACCAACGGCGCCCAAAUCGUCUUCAGCUCCUUCAUCCACCCAAUUUUCUCUCGCUUCUUCACCCAAACUGGAAGCGCUUCCGCAGAUGUCCGAGGCAAAGCUGAUGCCGCUUUCAAAAGCCAGUAA
Capronia epimyces CBS 606.96 is the source of this 510-nucleotide messenger RNA. RefSeq names its product protein yop1. The transcript is spliced from 4 exons. Lineage: Eukaryota; Fungi; Ascomycota; Eurotiomycetes; Chaetothyriales; Herpotrichiellaceae. Bases 1 to 510 code for a protein of 169 amino acids. The record is from RefSeq and is a predicted model, not a curated record.